AAAACUUUAAAUUUUCAUUUUUCUUCUUUUCCUCCAGACCACCCACACCGUGUCUGCAGAAACAUUCCUGUUCAUGAGCAGCAACCUCCACGGGUUAAAGAAGAACCAGAGGAACCUGAACUUCCACACAUUAAACUUGAAUCUGAAGAACCAGAACUUCCACAGAUUAAAAUUGAACUGGAGGAAUUAGAACUUCCACACAUUAAAGAAGAACCUGAGGACCAUGAACCUCCACAUGUUAAAGAAGAACCAGAACCUCCACGGGUUAAAGAAGAACCAAAGGAACCUGAACUUCCCCACAUUAAACUUGAAUCUGAAGAACCAGAACUUCCACAGAUUAAAAUUGAACUGGAGGAAUUAGAACUUCCACAGAUUAAAGAACCACCUGAGGACCAUGAACCUCCACAGGUUAAAGAAGAACCAGAACCACCUCUGGUUAAAGAAGAACUAGAACUUCCAGUUGUUACAGAAGAACCAGAACCUCCACAGGUUAAAGUUGAAAAACAGGACCAUGAAGCUUCACACAUUAAAGAAGAGGAGGAUUAUCUCUUCAUUAGUCAGGAUGAAGAGCAGCUUGAACUGAAGCAGGAAACCAAAACCUCCAUGGUGACGACUUUUGUUGAGCAAAGUGAUCAGAUGGAACCAGAACCAGACAAAGACCAGGUCCUCUGUGAGAACAGAAGUUCCAGCAGCGAUACGGACAUCUCCUCAGAGACUGAGACUAACCCUGACACAGAUCAGAAGUCUUUUCAGUGUGACAAAUGUGGGAAAAGUUUUAAGAGUAAAAGAUACCUAACAAAACAUCACAGUGUUCACACAGGUGUGAAACCAUAUGUUUGUAAGUUAUGUGGGAAAAGUUACAGACUAAGCGGUUAUUUGUCAAUUCACAUGAGAAUUCACACUGGUGAGAGACCAUUUUCCUGUAACACAUGUGGGAAAAGUUACUACAGUAGUGGUCACUUACAUGUCCACAAAAAGAGUCACACAGGUGAGGGGUAUGUUUGUAAAAUUUGUGGGAAAAAUUAUUCGAGCUCUUCUACGUUACACAACCAUCAGUCCGUUCACACAGGAGAGAAACAUUGUUCUUGUAAAAUUUGUGGGAAACGUUUCAGGAAUUUUGCAAAAUUAGAUCGGCACAUAAGAGUCCACACAGGGGACAAACCAUAUUGUUGUCAGACGUGUGGGAAAUGUUUCAUAGAUAGUUACAAAUUGAAGGUCCACACUUUUGUCCACACUGGUGAAAAACCUUAUUGUUGUCAGACGUGUGGGAAAUGUUUCAUAGAUGGUUAUGCAUUAAAGGUCCACACUUUGGUCCACACAGGUGAAAAACCAUAUUCAUGUAAAACUUGUGGGAGAUGUUUCACUACAAAGGUGACGUUAAGCUCACACAUGAAAACUCACACAGGUGAGAAACCGUUUGCUUGUGACAAAUGUCCAAAAUGUUUUACCACUAAAAGAAGUAUGAUKGAGCACAUGAAAACACAUACGGGGGAGAAACCGUUUGCUUGUGACAAAUGUCCAAAACGUUUUACCACCAAAAAAUGUAUGAUGGAGCACAUGACAAUUCACACGGGUGAGAAACCGUUUGCUUGUGACAAAUGUCCAAAACGUUUUACCACUAAAGGAAGUAUGAUGGAGCACAUGAAAACACACACGGGUGAGAAACUGCAUGCUUGUGACAAAUGUCCAAAAUGUUUUACCACUGAAAGAAGUAUGAAGAGACACAUGAAAACACACACGGGUGAGAAACCGUUUGCUUGUGAUAAAUGUCCAAAACGUUUUACCCGUAAAAGUAGAAUGAUGGAGCACAUGAAAACACACACAUGAGAAAACUUUUACGGGUGAGAAACCAUUUUCUUGUGAGAAAUGUCCAAAACGUUUUAUCACUAAAAGAUAUAUGAUGGAGCACAUGAAAACACA
Austrofundulus limnaeus is the source of this 1920-nucleotide messenger RNA. RefSeq names its product gastrula zinc finger protein XlCGF57.1-like. NCBI's taxonomy places the organism in Eukaryota, Metazoa, Chordata, Actinopteri, Cyprinodontiformes, Rivulidae. Gene Ontology annotation, biological process: embryo development; regulation of transcription by RNA polymerase II. The transcript has a single exon. Gene Ontology annotation, molecular function: RNA polymerase II transcription regulatory region sequence-specific DNA binding; DNA-binding transcription factor activity, RNA polymerase II-specific. Gene Ontology annotation, cellular component: nucleus. The record is from RefSeq and is a predicted model, not a curated record. The annotation marks the transcript as partial.